Molecule: messenger RNA, 2570 nt
Organism: Cheilinus undulatus (humphead wrasse)
Lineage: Eukaryota; Metazoa; Chordata; Actinopteri; Labriformes; Labridae
Gene: mindy3
Product: MINDY lysine 48 deubiquitinase 3
Exons: 16
Coding region: 329-1723 (464 amino acids)
Biological process (GO): protein K48-linked deubiquitination
Molecular function (GO): K48-linked deubiquitinase activity; cysteine-type deubiquitinase activity
Source: RefSeq, a predicted model, not a curated record
GUUGUAAAUAAACGAAUGGCAGAGACGUUAGUGAUUGUGGAAUUACUACUUAAAUAAAUGGUCAAUACGGAAAAAUAUUACUCGACUGUGUAUUAAGGCUAUUGUGGCUACGUUGAUGUCAUUCCUACCCGCCAGUUUGCUGCCAGCCACGAGAGUCAGACUGUCGUGUCACACAGGUAGCUUGUGGCCAAUGCCACAGGCUCGACCUGCCGAGCGAAGUGGACCAUCAACAUUGGAGAGAGUUAGUUGUAACGAAUCUCUCUAGUCCUGCCGCGGCUCUUGGGCUGCAGAGGGGGUGCCCGCGGAUUUACCAGCAGUGAAAGUUGUCAUGUCGGAGCUGAAUAAAGAGGUGGUGGAUUUGGUUUGGGGGAGACCCUCCGGUGGAGGAGUGUCUGCCUCCAUAUUUCGGAGAUGGACACAAGGAUUUGUUUUUAGUGAAAAUGAGCACACAGCGCUGGAGCAGUUUGAAGGAGGGCCAUGUGCUGUCAUUGCACCUGUCCAGGCUUUCCUCUUAAAGAACAUUCUCUUCAACAGAGAAUGUCCCAACUGGAGAGAGAUGCCAGAGGAGGAGCAGAGGACAGCGCUGUGUUCCACACUGAGUGAAAUCCUAGAGUCUGCCUGCUCCAGCCCUGCCACAGAGUUCUGUCUGGUGACCUGGGCUAAGGGACAGAGCCCACAUACUAGCACACAAUCAAGCACACAGACUAACACACAGACCCAGUCACAGUCCCCGUCACAAACAGAAGACGCGCCAGAGCCAGAGAGCAGUCAGCCACCACAGGAGCAGCAACCCACUGCUUUGGCUGCUGAGGACCUUGGCUUUGAGCAAUUUCACAGUGUUCUGCAAAAGCGAACUGUAAUGUCAGUUUCUGGUCUCAGAGAGGAGGUGCUGUCUCUCUACCACACCUGGAGGGGGUGCUGUGGAGUCUUGCUUUUCCUCUACUCUGUCAUCCUGACCAAGGGCAUAGAGAAUAUCAGAAAUGAGAUCCAGGACACGAUGGAGCCGCUCAUUGACCCUGUGCAUGGCCAUGGAAGCCAGAGCCUGGUGAACCUCCUUGUGACUGGUCAUGCUGUAUCUAAUGUCUGGGAUGGAGACAGGGAGUGCUCUGGCAUGAAACUGCAUGGUAUUCACAAACAGGCAUCAGUUGGCUUCCUCACACUAAUGGAAUCCCUUCUCUACUGCAAGGUCGGGGCAUUCCUCAAGUCUCCAAAGUUCCCUAUUUGGAUCCUUGGCAGUGAAACCCACCUCUCUGUGUUCUUCACAAAGGAGAUGUCACUGGUAGGCCCAGAGUCGCCAUCAGAGCAGGCAAGAAGGGUCUUCCAGUCAUUUGAUCCUGAAGAUAAUGGCUUCAUCGCAGAGUCUCUGCUGGAGGACGUGAUGAAAGCCCUUGACCUUGUCUCAGAGCCCGAGUAUGUCAGUCUGGUGAAGAGUAAGCUGGAUCCAGAGAGUUUGGGCAUUAUUCUCCUGGGCCCGUUCCUGCUGGAGUUUUUCCCUGAUCAGGACUCAGGAAUCCCAGACUCAUUUCCCAUCUACCACUACAACGGGCUUAAACAGUCCAACCACAACGAGAGGGUAGAGUACGUGGAGGGAACAGCUUUGGUGCUAGGUUUCGAAGACCCCAUGGUUCGCACAGACGACACUCCCGUCAAGCGCUGCCUACAGACCAAGUGGCCCUACAUCGAGCUGCUGUGGACCACUGACCGGUCCCCGUCACUGAACUAGUACUAACACAGUCUACGUGUGUGUCUGUAGAUGGGGAGGGAGCACUGCUACUACUACACACAUGCACUACCCAUCUAUGGCUUCCCCUCUGCACGCUGACCCUGCAUGGUCAGCAGAAUGCAAAAACUGACACAUGUACAACAAUAAAAACACAAAUGCACAUGAGAGACUGAAACAAACAUACAUGUGGACUAAACUUUAAUGCCUGAGACUCAUUCUGUCAUCCUCAGUCACUCAUUCCACAGACAUGCAAACCCACCUUAUACAGUCCAUGCUAUUGUCUGUUCACCAUGGCUUGUAAAUGACACACAGGAUGUUGAUGAUGAUUAUUUAAACUAAAAAAAAAGCUGAAUGACUGUUUAUUUUUACAGCUCUGCUCUGUGCCGACUCAUCUGCUACAGUAUAGCAGUAGAAAGCUAAAAGAGAGCAAACUGGUUUGGUUCUAGUGUUAACCACAUGUACAGCCAGUUGACUGUGAAACACUACUGUUAACCCAGCUACAGGACUGUUUGAGGGAAAAAAAACCUACCAAAGCCUUCCACAUAUGAGAACACAAACACUAACACUGCUAAGCGUUUACAGGAUAAAGGGACCAACACAAGACACAGAGAGCUGAAGGUGAAGCUGGAUUUGAAGCUGGUUUAGGUGCUUUGUGUAAGUGUGAGUGCGUGCAUGUGCAUCAUGCAUCACACUAAGGACGCUGGCCGAGUGCUCAUGUAUUUAUUAUCACACUCAAAGGUUCUGGAAUAAACACUUUUUUUGUUCAAAUGCUGUGUUUUUUGGUAGAUUUAAAAUCAAAAAUGUCCUCCUUUGUGUGUUUUUCUCAUAAAUAAUGUCCUGACCCUGA